Molecule: messenger RNA, 744 nt
Organism: Medioppia subpectinata
Lineage: Eukaryota; Metazoa; Arthropoda; Arachnida; Sarcoptiformes; Oppiidae
Source: the annotation of a GenBank genome assembly
CUUAGAGGCCUAAAGUUUCAUAAAGUCGGAAGGGGUGGAUUCGGAGAGGUAUAUCACGUGAGGCAUAGAAUUGAAGACCAAGAAUAUGCGGUGAAAAUAGUAAAGUUCCUUGACACUUAUGACGAACACAAACGACAAGAAAUACUAAAAGAAGUGCAAAAUUUAGUUAAAUUGCGUUCAGAUUUUGUGGUCAAUUACCGCAACUCAUGGCGUGAAGACAAUUAUCUGUACAUUCAAAUGGAUUUUUAUACACAAAAUCUACAGACAAUUAUCGAUAAUAAGCACAUUGUGUUUGGAAGACAACCGGAAGAGCCGAUGAAAGUCUACGAGUAUUUCAUUUCUUGCGAAAUACUUAAAGAACUGUUAGAAUGUGUGAAGUAUUUGCACGACUCGUGUCCACCGGUUAUCCAUCGGGACCUCAAACCGUCAAAUGUAUUGAUUUCGCAAAAUAGUAAUAAUAAUCGGUUUCUAAAACUUUGUGAUUUCGGUUCCGCCACUUUCCACGACAUGACAAUGACAUCCAUGAGCUACACCUCUAAUGUCGGUUCUGCACAAUAUAUGGCACCAGAAAUAUAUCAGUCCAGAUAUAGCAUUAAGGUUGACAUCUAUAGCCUGGGAAUAAUUUCAACAAAUUAUUUGAAAUCAUUGGCCAAAUGUCUCAUUCAGUUGUAUCCCAUCGGCCGACCAGUGGUCGAGUACUCGACGAUUAUAACCAGUGCAAACACCCUCAGCAGUUGGUCCAAC